AAAGAAAAAGUAGUUUUCACGGGCUUCGGUGGGGACUGCGCACCUCCCACCACCUCCGCCCGCCUCUCCAGCAUCAGCUAUCAACAAGGCUGCAUCGCCGCGUGCACCUGUGAAGCGCUCCACAGCUCAAUGGCUCCCACCAUGCGGCCCUUCGCUGCGGCGAACCUCCUCUCGCAGGCCCAGCUGGCUGGCCGCCGCGCCUACAGCACACAGCGCCCGUCCUUGAUCGGCAGCAGAGCGCGCUGGACACCGCGUCCCGUCCAGUCCCAGAUUGCCCUGCGCCAGAGCUUCCGCCAGCAGAGCAACUUGACCCCCGGCAAGCAGCAGGUCAAGAAGGGCGGCUUCAGAAUCUUGCGCUGGACGUGGCGCCUCACCUGGGUGUCCGCCGUUGCAGGCCUCGCAUAUGUUGGCUACGGCAUCUACGAGACGCGCAACCCCGUCGACCAGCCGCCGCCCGACCCGACCAAGAAGACGCUCGUCGUCCUCGGUACCGGAUGGGGCUCCGUCUCCCUCCUCAAGAAGCUCGACACGGAGAACUACAAUGUCAUCGUCGUCUCGCCGCGCAACUACUUCCUCUUCACCCCGCUCCUCCCCUCGUGCACCGUCGGCACGAUCGAGCACCGCUCCAUCAUGGAGCCCAUCCGCAACUUCCUGCGCCACAAGAAGGCCGCCGUCAAGUACUACGAAGCCGAGGCCACCAAAAUCGACUACGAGAAGCGCAUCGUGUACGUCAACGAUGAGUCGCCCAUCAAGGGAGACGUCUCCCAGACUCAGGUCUCCUUCGACAUGCUCGUUGUCGGUGUGGGUGCUGAGAACGCGACUUUCGGUAUCCCCGGUGUCCGCGAGCACGGCCUGUUCUUGAAGGAGGUCGGCGAUGCCCAGGCCAUCCGCAACCGCAUCAUGGACUGCUGUGAGACAGCCACCUUCAAGGACCAGUCUGAGGAGGAGCGCCAGCGUCUGCUGCACAUGGUCGUCGUUGGUGGAGGACCCACCGGUGUGGAGUUCGCUGGUGAGCUCCAGGACUUCUUCCACUCCGACCUGAAGAAGUGGAUCCCCGAAAUUCAAGAGAAGUUCCACGUCACCCUCGUCGAGGCCCUCCCCAACGUUUUGCCCAUGUUCUCGAAGCAGCUCAUCGACUACACCGAGAAGACGUUCAAGGAGGAGACCAUCGACAUCCGCACAAAGACCAUGGUCAAGAACGUCACAGACAAGUACAUCGAGGCUGAGUCAACGGGUCCUGAUGGCAAGAAGCAGCUCGAGAGGAUCCCCUACGGCCUUCUCGUCUGGGCCACCGGCAACGCUCUGCGACCGCUCGUCAAGGACUUGAUCAACCAGAUCCCGGCUCAGAAGGACUCCCGCCGUGGUCUCGCCGUCAACGAGUACCUCGUUGUCAAGGGCACCGAGAACGUCUGGGCUGUCGGUGACUGCGCCGUCGCCAACUACGCCCCUACUGCCCAGGUCGCCGCUCAGGAAGGUGCUUUCCUUGCUCGCAUGUUCAACCAGAUGGCCAAAUCCGAGGAGAUCGAGACCAAGCUGACUGAGCUGUCCGAGGUCCAGGAGAAGGCGCCCAACGCCGAGGCCCGCAACAAGGCUUUCGAGGAGAUCAAGGACCUGCAGAAGAGGCUGAGGAGGAUGAAGGGCGUCAACCCCUUCGAGUACUCUCAUCAGGGUUCGCUCGCUUACAUUGGUUCCGAGAAGGCCGUCGCCGAUAUCUCAUGGUUCUCUGGCAACAUCGCUUCCGGCGGUACCAUCACCUACUUCUUCUGGCGCAGCGCCUACCUCAGCAUGUGCUUCAGCACCCGCAACAGGAUCCUGGUGCUCAUGGACUGGGUCAAGGCUAAAGUCUUUGGUCGCGACGUGUCGCGUGUCUAAACCCUUCCCUCCUUUGAGUUUCCCUAAAAGUUCCACCGUUGUCUAUAUACCACCAUCACCCUCCCCAGCGACUACCCCCUCUGUAUUGUAUCACUGUAAUACUGGGUCCGGUCUGAAUGAUCUUGGGAAGAGCUAAGGCGUUCUGUGGGUUUGCGAGCGGGUUGAUAGAUUCUUUUUGUAUGUCCUAGUUGGAGGAGAAAGUCACGAAACAGACAUUCGCAUUGCAAUGCAUUACUAUUCGAAACCCAUCACAGCCUGAAUCGAUCGCACUGCAACCACGUUCCCUUCCUCUUUUCGAGGUGGCAGUCGCCAUUGUAUUCCCGCGGCUACGCCUGCAGUUGCAAUCAUGAUGACAGCAACGACACAUGCGUGUCGCUCACAUCUCUCCUAACGUCCCAAUCUU
This is a messenger RNA of Macroventuria anomochaeta, 2275 nucleotides long. Its product is annotated as FAD/NAD(P)-binding domain-containing protein. The transcript is spliced from 3 exons. Gene Ontology annotation, molecular function: NADH dehydrogenase activity. Bases 130 to 1872 code for a protein of 580 amino acids. The record is from RefSeq and is a predicted model, not a curated record. NCBI's taxonomy places the organism in Eukaryota, Fungi, Ascomycota, Dothideomycetes, Pleosporales, Didymellaceae.